Molecule: messenger RNA, 1063 nt
Organism: Rhagoletis zephyria (snowberry fruit fly)
Lineage: Eukaryota; Metazoa; Arthropoda; Insecta; Diptera; Tephritidae
Source: RefSeq, a predicted model, not a curated record
AGCAAAUUGUAAAACCAAAAAGAAGGGUUGAAGUAAAAUAGCGGCAAAUCAUAGCAAGACAACCGAGUGCACUAGAACAUUUGCAUGUAUGUAUAGCAACUCAUUACCAAUUGUUAGCGCAAGCCACGCAGUUCGCAGUCAACGUCAAGACCGUAAUUAAUAAAAAUGCAUAUUUUGAAACUGUGUUUUUUUUUGUAAAUACAUACAUAGAUACAUAAUAUAUGUACAUAUAUGUAGGAGCAGGCAAAAUCGCAGAUGCUUAGCCAAAAACAAGACAAAAAAAAGCGUGGUAAAAAGGAAACAUAUCACACUUCAUUUAGAUAAAUUCGUUCAAACAUGGCUUCACGAGGCUGCAAGUAUCCUGCAGAUGCAUUUUGUUAUGUCUGCGGAUAUUUUAUCAAAACAAGAGCGAAUAAGUACUCUUUGGAAACAGGUUUUAAAAUGUGCGAAGCUUACAAUGCUUAUUUCGGCAUGCCUGUGGGUGAUCAAGACAAAUCCUGGGCACCUCAUUUCGCGUGUGAAAACUGCAAAAGGACUUUGGAAGGAUGGUACAGAGUGGAAAAGAGAGCUAUGAAGUUUGCUGUGCCAAGAGUUUGGAGAGAACCCACUGACCAUUCAAGCAACUGCUUUUUCUGCAUGGUGGACCCUUCCAAACGUCGGACUGGCAAAAAAGCAAGUCAAAUCAUGUAUCCUGACAUUCCUUCAUCCAUGGCUCCAGUUCCACACAGCUCUGACCGCCCCGUUCCUACUCCUCCAGAGAAAGAGCAGGUGUCUUCCUGUGAGAGCCCUGAUUCCAUGAGUGUGGAAGACAAUGAAGGUGAAGGAUUUAAUUUACUAGCUGAUAACAAAAACCCAUACUAUCCCAACCAAAAGGACAUGAAUGAUUUGAUCAGAGAUCUUGGUCUAACCAAGUCCGAUGCUGAACUUUUGACGUCCAGACUGAUGCAGUGGAAUUUGCUGGAUCCUAGUGUUAAAGUCACAUGUCAGAGGAAGCGUCACGAACUUUUGUCGAAAUGUCGAAAAACCACCCGCUUCUGAUUUACUUUUAUGUUUUUGGUUUUCU